Molecule: messenger RNA, 1371 nt
Organism: Perognathus longimembris pacificus (Pacific pocket mouse)
Lineage: Eukaryota; Metazoa; Chordata; Mammalia; Rodentia; Heteromyidae
Gene: Myl4
Product: myosin light chain 4
Exons: 7
Coding region: 211-798 (195 amino acids)
Cellular component (GO): myosin II complex
Molecular function (GO): calcium ion binding
Source: RefSeq, a predicted model, not a curated record
AAAAAAAGCCACAGCCUCCCCUGGGCUUUGUGUGAGGGUUAUCAACUGCUCAAGUCAGCUCAUCUCUUUGGCUAUCCUGGCACUUUGGAGAGGGUCUGUUUUUCUGGCCCUUCUGGGUUUCCACUGAUUGGCAGGAAGGGGUCCAGCCUGUCCCAGAGAUGGAGGCCAUGAGGAAUGAGGUCCCACCUUCACUGAAGAUCCCACGAGAACAUGCCUCCCAAGAAGCCUGAGCCUAAGAAGGAGGCAGCCAAACCAGCCCCAGCUCCUGCUCCGGCCGCCGCCCCGGCCUCUGCUCCGGAGGCCUCCAAGGAGUCUGCCUUUGAUCCCAAGAGUGUAAAGAUUGACUUCACUGCAGACCAGAUCGAAGAGUUCAAGGAAGCCUUUUCAUUGUUUGACCGGACUCCAGCGGGAGAAAUGAAGAUCACUUAUGCACAGUGCGGGGAUGUGUUGAGGGCUCUGGGCCAGAACCCCACCAACGCUGAGGUGCUGCGCGUCCUGGGCAAGCCCAAGGCCGAAGAGAUGAAUGCCAAGAUGCUGGACUUUGAGACGUUCCUGCCCAUCCUGCAGCACAUCUCCCGCAACAAGGAGCAGGGCACCUACGAGGACUUUGUGGAGGGGCUGCGUGUUUUCGACAAGGAGAGCAACGGCACCGUCAUGGGGGCUGAGCUUCGCCAUGUCCUUGCCACCCUGGGAGAGAAGAUGACCGAGGCUGAGGUGGAACAGCUGCUGUCUGGGCAGGAGGAUGCCAAUGGCUGCAUCAAUUAUGAAGCCUUUAUCAAGCACAUCAUGUCUUGCUGAAGUGGAGUCCUCCCGAGUGAGUGCUGCCUCUUCCUCUUUCUCCCUUUGGGGAUUUAGAGACUCCAUGCCACCCACCACAUGCUCUGUAGCUCCUGUCCAGGUCUCUUAAGAGGAAAUGACCCUGCCUACUAUUUCCCCUGGGUUCUUAGUGGCUUCCUUCCCUUCCUGCCCCAGCCUUAUCUCUCCCUGGUCUUUCCAUCCCCUCUUGACCUUUAUUGUCCAGUCCUCUGCCUGUCCCAGAUCUCUCCAGCCUGGACCCCCUGCACAGGCACUAGGGUCGGGGAAAACCCCAUGUCAAGUGGCCUAUGCCAGUCCGCUUUCUCCCUUCCUUGGGCUCCCUUGGGUGUGGCACUGGCCUGACAGUGAUAUAGGGUUGCAAUAGGAAGUGUGGUAGGGGGGUGACUAUCUAGCAUUUUCUUUCAGGCGCUUGGCCUUAGAAUAGGCCAUCCUUGGGUGAGUUAUGAGAGGCCCAAAUGAAAUGGACGACUGGAUUUGCCCGCUGCUCCACAGCCCCGGACCCUUCCCCACAGCCCUCCCUGUAAAUAAACAGCCUCUGCAAGGCUAGGUUGAGUC